AGGGGCAGGCAUCCCGGCGGCUUUGUAUGACUGGGCUGGGCAGAGCGGAAUGGGGGUUCUGGUGGUGCUGUUGGGGAUGCCGAGCUUCCUGGUGGUGGCUCUGGGGGGCUCCCCUGCCCUCCACUGGGACAGCACCUCCUGCCACUUGGCCAGGCCCAUCCCUGGCAGCCCCUUGGGGUCCCUGAGCUUCCUGGGCAAGGAUGCACAGGGACUGGCCCUGUUCCACGCCCGCUGGGAUGGGCAAGGGAGGCUACAGGCGUGUAGCCAGCAGGAUGAGCCGGCACUCACCGCAGCCUUCAGUGCUGUAUGUGCUGGUGAGAUCACCCGGGGAUCCUUCAUCCACACCCCUGGACCUGAGCUGCAGAGAGCCCUGGCCACCCUUCAGAGUCAGCGGGAGGCCUGCCGGAGGCCUGAGGAGAGUCCAGCAGGGUCCAGGCAGAAGCGAGCAGCAGGGCAGAGUGCAGCGCCUGGUGUGGGGCACCAGCGAGUGAAGAGAGGUUGGACCAUGCCUGGCACGCUGUGGUGUGGAGUUGGGGACUCUGCCGGGAACUCCUCGAAGCUGGGGGUCUUCCAGGGCCCCGAUCUCUGCUGCCGGGAACACGACCUCUGCCCACAGACUGUCUCGCCCUUCCAGUACAACUAUGGCAUCCGAAACUACCGAUUCCACACCAUCUCCCACUGCGGCUGUGACGCCAGGUUCCAGCAAUGCCUGCAGAACCAGAGAGACCCCGUCUCUGACAUCGUGGGUGUGGCCUUCUUCAACGUGCUGGAAACCCCUUGCUUCAUUCUGGAGGAGCAGGAGGCGUGUGUGGCGUGGUACUGGUGGGGCGGGUGUAGAACGUACGGCUCCAUAGCCCUUGCCCGCCUCCAGCCCAGGACCCUCUACAAUGCCUCCUGGAGCUCCCCAGCCACCCCCCUGACUCCCAGCCCCCAGAACCCAGCCCUCAGUAAGCCUCGAUGGAAGCAGCACCCUUGGAAGUGGCCGCCACAGUGGAAAGAGUCCCAGCACCCCAGCAAAGCCAACACCACAGCCCUCCAGGUGCCCGUGGCCUCCCCUAGGCCUCAUAUGGCCCCCACAGCCCGGGUGGAGGUCACCCAUCCAGGCCUCCAGGGGCCAUGGGGUGGCCUAAAACCUCAGGGCACCAGCCGGGCCUGCCGCAGCUUCCGCCACCUGGACCGGUGUGAGCACCAGAUCAGGCCUCAAGAGACCAAGUUCCAGCUGAUCAAUAAGGCCCAUGAGCCCCUCUUCCACUGCAAUUGCACACGCCGUCUGGCACGCUUCCUGAGACUCCAUGGCCCACCCGUGGGCGCCAACAUGCUUUGGGAGCUGCUGGGCAGGACCUGCUUCAAGCUGGCCCCUCCACCGGACUGUGCUGAGGGCAAAGGCUGUUCCAGAGACCCUAAGGCCAUCGAGGUGUCAGCUCGGCACUUGCGCCAACUUCAGCAGAGGCGACUCCAGCUCCAGGGCACAGGCACAGAUGAGGGGCGGGCACAGCCUUCAGAGCACCCAAGGGCCCCCAUGUCAUUCUAUGACCGGUGCCUGCAGCUGACCCAGGCAGCCCGAGGACCUGAGGGGCAGCAGAAAUCCUGGAACCAGUGACCUCAGUUCCAGCUCUCCUGGGCACCAGACUGGACCCUGCCCCUGGCUUUGCCAGGCCCUCGAGUCUCGGCCUCUUCUCAGUGUUUUAGACUGAAGCAUGACACGGGCUCUUGUGGACAGCCAGGAGGCUGGAUGGGGGAGGCGGGGGGGCGGGUCAAGACCCAAAUGCUGGACCAUGUCUCCUGCUGUGCUGGGUGAUCUUGGGCUCAUGACACAACCUCUCUGUGCUUGGAUGUGCUGUUCAGGAGGCUCACUCUGAUGCCUUGGGCUUGGGCCUUGCCAAGGAACUUCACAUCCAGAUAGGAAUGGGGAAGGGGUAACUUAUUGCAGCAGCCCAGCAGAAGUACUAGAAGGAGGUACACAUAUCUCCAUGUUGCAAAAUUAAUACAGGUCUCAAGGACCUGCCUAGGGGAGCCCCAGCGGCUGCCUGCUGAGGCCUGGGGCAGCAGAUGGGGGAAUGAGGAUGUCACAGAAGUGCCUGUAUCUGGAUCUAGGACUGGGGGGCAUAGAGGGGAUUCCUACUCUCCUCCUCCCUGGGGGAACCCUUCUCUUAACAGCUGCUAUGCCCUUCCUGGCCCAACCCUGGCCCAUUCUUUCUACUCUAAACCUAAAUUCUAAUCUCCCCCGUGCCUUUGAGUAAGGAACCUCCCUCUCCCACUCUGAAACUUAGUCUCCUCCUCCGGAAAAGAGGAGUGU
Molecule: messenger RNA, 2296 nt
Organism: Ceratotherium simum simum (southern white rhinoceros)
Lineage: Eukaryota; Metazoa; Chordata; Mammalia; Perissodactyla; Rhinocerotidae
Gene: PLA2G3
Product: phospholipase A2 group III
Biological process (GO): phospholipid metabolic process; arachidonate secretion
Molecular function (GO): A2-type glycerophospholipase activity
Source: RefSeq, a predicted model, not a curated record